Messenger RNA from Spathaspora passalidarum NRRL Y-27907, 1173 nucleotides. Its product is annotated as S8 family peptidase. The record is from RefSeq and is a predicted model, not a curated record. Gene Ontology annotation, molecular function: serine-type endopeptidase activity. Lineage: Eukaryota; Fungi; Ascomycota; Pichiomycetes; Serinales; Debaryomycetaceae. The transcript has 2 exons. Bases 1 to 1173 code for a protein of 390 amino acids. Gene Ontology annotation, biological process: proteolysis.
AUGCCUGUCAAAGUUUGUUACGAUUGUAUAGAAAUGUUUAGAAACGUUGAUCCUUAUUUGGUUUCCCUUCAAUCUGAUCAAAGUUUGGAAUCAUUCUUUGCUUAUGAUUUACAGUAUCCGCCAACAAAAAGAGUAAGGGAUUUAGUCACUGAAACAUUUACCUUUGGAGACUUUAAUGCUUUUGCUGGCAAUUUCCCCAAGGAUAUAUUAAAACGUUUAAAAAGAUGCAAGUUAGUGGCUGAUGUUACACCUGAUGUUAUCUUUCAAGCAUUUGAUAUACGUGCUCAGAAUGAAGCUCCUCGACAUUUAGCAAGAAUAAGCCGAAUAAGACGCAUGAAUCCAGGAAAACAGUAUUCAUAUUUAUAUGAUAGUUCAUUUUCUGGACAGCAGGUAAAUGCAUAUGUUAUUGAUUCGGGUGUUAGAAUUGACCACCCAGAAUUCUCUGGUAGAGCUCAAAUAGGUAAAGAUUUUACUAAUGAGGGUCCUGGAGAUAACAAUGGACAUGGAACACAUGUAGCCGGCCUCAUAGGGUCCAGCUCUUAUGGUGUUGCGAAACAUGUGGAACUAAUUGAAAUCAAAGCUUUAAAUAGCAAAGGUGCUGGUACUCUAAGUUCAAUACUUGCCGCGAUAGAAUUUGCUGCUAAGCAUAGAGAACAGACUGGUAGAAUGGGGGUAGCAAAUCUAUCGCUCGGUGCAUUCAAGAAUGCUUGCUUAAAUAGAGCUAUUGAAAAGGCUACAAAUACAGGAUUAAUAAUUGUAGUUGCUGCUGGUAAUACUGGUACAGAUGCAUGUUUGACAAGUCCUGCUAGCUCACCUCAUGCAAUCACGGUAGGUGCAAUUAAUGAUUAUGAUGAUAGCUUAGCUGAGUUUAGCAACUGGGGUCCCUGUGUUGAUAUUUUUGCUAGUGGUUCAGAUGUUCGUAGUGUUAAUGCUCAAGAUUUUGAAACUUCACAAGUUCUUUCAGGUACUUCGAUGGCAGCUCCUAUCGUUUCUGGCGUGGUUGCUAGUUUGCUUAGCGAAGGAAUAAAGCUGCAAGAUAUUAAACAAACAUUAAUUAUGAGAGCUAAUAAAGAUAGAAUUCCAAAAGCUUCUAUUAGCUUCAGAAAGGAUACACCAAAUAGAAUAGUAUACAAUGGACUCAGCUUGGACAAGGAGUCAGAACAAGAUAAAUAA